Messenger RNA from Sphaeroforma arctica JP610, 960 nucleotides. RefSeq lists its product as hypothetical. The transcript is spliced from 2 exons. The record is from RefSeq and is a predicted model, not a curated record. Lineage: Eukaryota; Ichthyosporea; Ichthyophonida. The coding region runs from base 1 to 960 and encodes 319 amino acids.
AUGGCCACUACCGACAACACAUACACCUUUGACACCGUAGUCCCAAAGAUUCGCAAUCACGCAAUCAAUACCAGUGCAGUACUAAGGGGUCCCUCUCUCUAUGGCGUAGCCAGUACUCGCUUCCAACCACGUAGUAAUGGCACCGAUACCCUCAAACGCCCACCCAUUGAUGCCAGGGCAACGCGCGCCACCCAACCCGCCCCCUCCUCUAGUACCACCCUCCCAUCCUACUAUACUGUGCAAUCUCUCACUCUGCGCGCGACGCCCCAACUCGACACCGCCCUCGCCACCACAUUCUCCACCGCCCUCAUCAACUCAGGGGCAGAUAUCUCCAUCGUCACCUCCACCGAUCACCUAACUGACCUUCAGUCCGGCACAUAUACUAUUGAACUCGCUGGCGGAUCUACUACCACCGCAUACACACGCGGUACCAUCCUUGGCCUCGGCCCUACCCUCGUGCUACCCACUGCUGCCCAACCUAUCCUAUCCGUCCGCAAUCUCCAAUGCAAUGGCUAUACAGUCACUUUCCCCGAGAUCAACACACCCAAUACUCCAGGCGAAAGUCACAUCACCUAUGGCACUGACACCAUUCAGAUCGUCACCGAGGCCGCCGGCCGCUACCAACUCAACGCCUUCCAAGCCGAGAGCCUCCACCUCCACCAUGCACGCUUCGGACACCAGUCCACACGCACCACCAAAGCUAUGGCUCUCGCUAACAACCUCCCCAUCAAACCGCCAUUAACCUACUGCAACGACUACCAACUCGCACCCGAUCUCUUCGAAGACCACGUUCAAAAGCCCUUCGGCCCCAUCGACAUCGACUUGUUUUCAUCCAAACAUAACAAACAAGUACCCACCUACUGUACCGAAGACUUCACCGACAAAGACACGCACUAUCACGACGCAUACAAACAAAACUGGCAUAAACCAAACAAGAAGCUCUACGGAAAUCAACCCUAG